GCGUACGAAUAUGCGCAAAAAUUCUAGAAUGUACGAAAUACAUUAUAUGUAGUAGCUCUAGAAUACCAAUUUUACCUUGUAAUGUAUAUUAAUUGAAGCAAUAAUUCAAUUUUUAUAUCAUUAAAUUACAAACAACAAGGUCGGUUUUUAAUGUGGAUAUUAAACUUUAUCGAUUUCCAAGAAUAGUAAUUUGAAACAAUUUGAACUUGGAAGAAUAUUCAGUAUUGUGAGUCAUAUCAUAAUGACGUCACUACUUUAAUUAAUGUCAUAUAGUUUUUCUAUUUCAUUCUUUUAGGCUGCAAAAUUACAAUUAAAAAUAUUUCAAAUAAACAAAAAUAAUCAGUUAGUGGAAAAUGAAUAGAUAAAAAUCCUUAUAAUCUCUGGAAAACAAAAUUUACGAGUAACGUUUACACUACGUAAGUCAAGAAAGUUGUUAACAGUUAACUCAUUACUGUUGCUGCAUAUGUAACUUAUAAGAACAUUCACAAGUAUUUGUAGGAUUGUACCAAUUGGAUUUUGUGAAGAGGAACAAUUUCGUGUGUAAACAACGCGUCUUUGUUUGGAUAAAUUAAUAGGAGUAAAAAAUUCCAUUAAAAAAUGGACUGGUGGUUCAUUGAUAAAAAACCUUCUAGACAUUGACGAAGUAAAAUUAGUUGAUUAUAUUUUUUGAAAUAGUUUAGUAAUAUGUUGAGUUUCAAUGAUGUCAGAAACUUCACAGUACUUAACAGCUGAUGCAGUUGACACAUCUGACAGUUGUAAUUGAAUGAAAAAUCCAAGCCAAUAAAAAUACUUUUUCAUGAGAGUCCAAAUAUAUGACUCGUAAUUUUUGAAUGUCGUGUGAUAACGAUGGCGAAUUUUGAUGAGUCUUUUAAUGUGAAACAUUAUUUAGGCCCAGAAAGCCUAGCAGAUUUAUGUUUUAAAACAAUUUGCAACAAUUUAGACAUUAUCUCAUACAAAAAUAACAAUGAAUAUAGAGUUUUAGCAAAAGGACUUGUGUUUCCCAGUGAAAUUUGUGAUAAAAUGAUUGAAUUCGCUCAUAAAAGUGAUAAUGUUGAGGUUAACGACUUUUUUUUCUACAUAUUUUCUGAUAUCUUUUCUACAAGAUUGAGAAAUGUCAAAGUUUCUCACAGCAGCAUUACUGAUAUUAGUAUAAAAAAAAUUACCCGUCAUCAACCUGUACACUUAGCUAUCAAUGACUGUGGCAAUCUCACAAGGCUGUCAAUCGAAUUCAUCAAUCAAGGAUCAAAAAAUCUCACGAGCUUAUCUAUUAGAGGAUGUCCGAAUAUUCAUGCUCACGAUCUUACAAAUUAUUUAGAUUUAUCAACAAACUACAUGAAAAGAGGAUAUGUUUUUAACACACCUCAUCUAAAGCAUCUUGCUUUGGAGUAUAUAAAAGUAGCACCUGAACAGUACCCUAUUCUUUUAUCUGGUUUAUCAAAUUUAACGUUUUUAGAUUUAUCAAAUGCAGCAAAUGUUGGCAAUUUUGAGUUUGUCUCUUUAGUUCCUAAUUUAGUUUCACUUUGUUUAUAUAAUGUUAAAAUUAGUGGAGAUGCUCAAGCGUUUGUUGCUAAUGUAACUCAACUAAAAAAAUUGAGGCAUCUAGAUAUCUCGCAUGCUAAUCAUAAAAAUGGAUACUAUAAUAAACCUAAUCAAAUUCUGGCUGAAUUAGUAUCUGGUUUACCAAAUUUGGAGUCAUUGGACAUUGGAGGUACAAAUCUGGCUGGCCGAGGAGUUGCUGAACGUUCUUUAACUGAUAAACCAACAAUGGAUUAUGCACUUUGCGAUAUUCAAGGUCUUGCGUGUCGUGUAAACAAUCCAUUGCAAUUUUUAGGCUUAUACGGAACACGUGACGAAGCUUGCAGAAGACAUGAUAUUCCUGCUAGAAUUAUCGCUGGAGAUGCAAAUGAUGAACAAAUUCUCGUAGCUGCUCGAGUGUGUAUAGAUCAUAAACAAGAUUUAUUGCAAAAAGUAUUAAACGAUUUAUAUCACAUCUUCAGACACGAGAGUUGUGAACGUUUGGAACAGGCUCUUUGUCUUAUUCUUGAAGCUAUGGAAAAACAUUUAAAUGAACGUCACAUUCAAAUAUCUGGAAGUGCAACUUUAUUUUAUAUUGUAAAAACGAAAGAAAUAAGUGGUUUGGUUUCUAAAAUGAAGAGAAGAAUAAUAGGUGCACUUCUCGCUGGUAUGUGUGCUCAUAAAGAUGAAGAAACAAUGAUGCGUAAUGGAUGUCUGGCUCUUUGCCAAUUUCGUAUUCCUCAAGAUGUUAUGUGGAAUUAUGAAACUCUUGUCAAACUGCUUCUACAUUCAACUCGACAUACUGAAUCAGAAGGUUUUGUCCAGCGAAUUGGAAUAUACCUACUAAAUUCACUAGCUUGUCAAGUUGAAGGCAGGAAAAAACGUUUAUUAGGAAAAUUGGGAUGCGUUGAAACAAUGCUUGAAUUAGUACAAUACAGAGUUGAAUGUGAUUUACACGAUGAUGUACUUGAAGUCGCAUGGUCAACCAUGUGGAAUAUGACUGAUGAGACGCCAGUUAAUUGUCAACGAUUUCUGGAUGAAAAUGGAAUGAAUCUAUUCUUACGAUGUGUUGAGCAAUAUCCUACAAAAGAAGAGUUACUCCGAAACAUGAUGGGUUUAUUAGGCAAUGUUGCUGAAGUUGAUUACCUUCGUCCUGAUUUAAUGCAGCGAAAAUAUGUUUCAGUGUUUUCCAAUUUACUAGAGCAUGACCGCGAUGGGAUUGAGGUCUCAUACAAUGCAACUGGAAUCUUAGCGCACAUGGCAUCAGAUGGUGUAGAAGCAUGGACAGUAGAUUCACCAACUCGAGAAGAAGUUCUUAAAAGAAUGGUUAAAGCAAUUGAACGUUGGGAUUUAUCCGCACAACGUAAUAUUAAUUAUCGAUCAUUUAUGCCAUUACUACGUCUAUUAGAUGUUUUUCAUACUCCUCAAUGUCAACACUGGGCAGUAUGGGCACUGGCGAACCUUACUCAAGUUUAUCCUAACAAAUAUUGCUCACUGGUUAAAUCAGAGGGAGGAAUAGAAAAAUUAAAUAAUUUAAUAUACGAUAGUAGACCAUAUAGCCGAAUAAAAGAUCUUGCUACAUCAGUUAUUUAUAAUUGUAGUUCAGAAAAUUUUAAUAACAAACAGCAGGAAACUCUAGAAUCACCAUCAGAAGUUGAUCUUGAGAAUUGAUGAUAAAAGUUAACAUUGGAAAAAAAACAAAAAAUUAGUGAAAAAAAAAAAA
Messenger RNA from Chelonus insularis, 3238 nucleotides. RefSeq names its product protein zer-1 homolog. Gene Ontology annotation, cellular component: Cul2-RING ubiquitin ligase complex. The record is from RefSeq and is a predicted model, not a curated record. The transcript has 9 exons. NCBI's taxonomy places the organism in Eukaryota, Metazoa, Arthropoda, Insecta, Hymenoptera, Braconidae. Bases 847 to 3186 code for a protein of 779 amino acids.